Molecule: messenger RNA, 2983 nt
Organism: Physcomitrium patens
Lineage: Eukaryota; Viridiplantae; Streptophyta; Bryopsida; Funariales; Funariaceae
Product: serine/threonine-protein kinase PCRK1
Biological process (GO): protein phosphorylation
Molecular function (GO): ATP binding; protein kinase activity
Source: RefSeq, a predicted model, not a curated record
GAACCGCCUCCUGUGGCGAAAUGGCCUGGACAAACACAAAAAGCAACUUUCCCUGGCACUCAUUCUUCUGUGCCUGGAAUCCGACUCCAGAUGUCAGCUUAUGCCUCGUCGUGCAGUCAUCUGUGUCUGUAAGGCUCGAGAUGGUUCUGUGAAGCCAAAGUUCUCUAUUGGCUCUUUUCUUCCUGAUUUAGCUGCGUUUUCUCUGGACAAGGGUUGUCGAAGGAAAAUUGACUGACUUGAAGCUCUUAAUUUGAUUGUAACUCUCUCGGUGAUUUCCGGUAACGCGUUCAACUUUGAAGGUUUCAUUGUGGGUAGUUAUUAAACUCAGUGUUGAUUAGCCGAAAUGCUUGAGCGAUCGAUGAGCUGAGGGAAGGUUAAAGAUCUUCAUACAGCUCUCAGCUCCGGGUUUUAAAUUUUGUCCACUAAUCUGCAGGUUUGUCUGUUCUCGAGAUCAGAGGUGUCCCUGAUUUUCUAAGCACAUGGUUUCUUAGUGGCCUCGCGCUGGGGAUCGGUGAUGUCGGCGCACAGGAGUUCGAUUUUGGUUAAACCUGAGUUUGACACGCUGUUGACGUCAAACUCACAAAGUAGGUCACUCUUUUCCUGAAGGCCCGGCAAGAUCUUCUUUUAAUGUACUGUUCACUUCGCUGUUCAUGAUCUAGAAAUACUUCUCGUUUAAACGCACUGAAAGUAGGACGACGGGUUUCUCUAAAGUUUAUGGAGGUUCCGUUUGCUGGCUGAGUGACGUUUACAAUUGGCUCACAUUUCAUGGCCACCAUUCUUGAUCAUCGUAAUUGGUCAAGUCCAUACAAUCGUUGACCGAUCGGGUUAGAUUAGAUCACGCUUCAAUACAUGCAAAAAUCACUGUGUACUCUCCAACCUCCAUUACGUUGUAAUCGUAUCAAUUGGCGGAGGAUUUCAAUUGUAACGUCACAGGUCACUUAGGUUUCUAGGGUGCGAGAGGUUAUCCAGGCGGCGCGAGGAUCAUCUUCCCCCUUGCAUGGAAGUGGAAUUCGUAUGUCAGUUAUUCUUUUGAUUCUCUUCCCUUUGAUAGUACCAAUUUCGGAAGCGCUGAAAUUAAACAAACUGCGCUCUAUCGGCACUUCGAAGGGAUUGUGUCUGAACUAGGUAGCAACAACUUCUUGCGAAAGGUGGUUUUUAGAUUUUGGGUGUGACGAUCACCGAACUAAUAACCUUAUGAAUCGAAGCAAAGGUUUGUAAACCAUGAGCUGCUUCGGAAUAGAUAUCAAGAGACGACGGAAGCUCGAGGUAAGAGUCACUCGGAGACGGGGUACCAAGUCUGACCCCGAGGAAUUUCCAAGGCGAAAUACGCCAGGUCUAACAGCAAGACCUGAGCUUGGGUCGAUGUCCCAUCCUGGCUACGGAGAGACCACAAGCAAGGACUCAACUUUCUUGGUUAAUAGCGAACGUCGUGAGCUUCGAGCGUUUACUCUUUUAGAGCUGAAAUUUGCGACCAAAAAUUUUUCUCUGAGCAAUCGGAUCGGCGAAGGAGGCUUCGGACAAGUCUACAAGGGAACCAUCAAGCAGAAAUCGAAAUUGCAAGGCGUUGAGGAGAAAAUUGAGGUUGCUGUAAAGCAACUCAACAAUGGUGGACCACAGGGGCACCGUGAAUGGAUAACGGAGGUUCAUUUUCUGGAAAUUGUGGAUAAUCCCUACCUGGUGAAGCUGAUUGGGUAUUGCGCCGAUGAGGACGAGAGGGGGAUUCAACGGCUACUCGUGUACGAGUACAUGCCAAACAGGGGCCUCGAUGACCAUAUCUUCCGCACCGUUCCUCCAGUUUUGUCAUGGCAAGCCAGGGUGAAAAUCGCCCUCGGGGCAGCACGAGGACUUGCCUACUUGCACAAUGAGAAGGGAGUAAUAUUUCGAGAUUUCAAGGCGGCAAACGUACUGCUGGAUGAGGAACUCAAUCCAAAACUCUCCGACUUUGGGCUUGCUAGACAAGGGCCAGACGUAGGCAAGACUCAUGUCACCACUGGGCUAAAGGGCACGUAUGGAUAUGCAGCUCCGGAGUACAUCCAGACGGGCCAUUUGACGUUCAAGAGUGAUGUGUUCAGUUUCGGGGUGGUAUUGAUGGAAAUGCUAACGGGCCGGAGGGCUUUGGAUAGCAAUCGACCUAAGAUGGAGCAGAGAAUGUUAGAUUGGGUGAAACCCUUCAUCAACGACCCACGAAAGUUUCACCUCGCAAUGGACCCCCGUCUAGAACUACAGUACCCUACGAAAGCCGCCAUAAAAUUUGCAACUAUUGGAAUUCAGUGUCUUGAGAAACAACCCAAAGCAAGGCUGCAGAUGGUUGACGUAGUCGAAGGCUUGAAGAAAGUCCUCGAAAUGACAUACUUGUGGGAGUCACCCAAGCUUUCGACACCUACAACUCCUCGCUCCGGGCAGGCAGCCACAGCCUCAGAGAACAACAACAACAACAACAUAAGCCCUAAACUGCCUCGUCGAAAAGGUGAAACCAGGGAAAACCCUAAUCUCGCCGCUCCACAGUUAAAAUCACCUCGCCGAAGCACCAAUCAACCUGAAUCACCUUCUCCAACUGCAUCGGGGAGAACACCUACACCUGCUUAUCGUUCCAUAGCGUCUUCUCCGAUGAAGCACACGAACCUGAUGGACUGGGCAUCAACUCAGGAUGUCCCUGUUCCACUCAACACUCCACAUGCACAGAGAAGACUUACCACUAGAGCUCCAGAUACUUUACCACCCCUGGACUCAUUCAAACCUCAAUCAAUUCCAUGCAAACCUGAUGUGGGGAUCAACAAGGUGAAUAGCGUUCGAACUUAAGAACUAAACCGUAGAUCAGGACCAUAGAGUUGAACUACAGCAACCCUAUUGAGGAAUAGGAUACCACCCUAGCCAAGUGCGAAUAAUACAGCUGCGUCUCUUGAAAUCUGAGGCUAUCCAUAUCGGAUUAAUGAAACGAAAAUCUUAUCUAAUUGCAAGGACGAUCUGUGUUGAAUUUCGGGUA